Messenger RNA from Scylla paramamosain (green mud crab), 1601 nucleotides. RefSeq names its product charged multivesicular body protein 5-like (gene Vps60). The coding region runs from base 170 to 826 and encodes 218 amino acids. Gene Ontology annotation, cellular component: multivesicular body. The record is from RefSeq and is a predicted model, not a curated record. NCBI's taxonomy places the organism in Eukaryota, Metazoa, Arthropoda, Malacostraca, Decapoda, Portunidae. Gene Ontology annotation, biological process: vesicle budding from membrane; late endosome to vacuole transport via multivesicular body sorting pathway. The transcript is spliced from 4 exons.
GAGUCAUUAUUGGCAUUGCGUGACGUGACGAGUGUUUCUUUUGCUCGGAUAUCAGGGUAAGUUCAAGUUGGCCAAACCUUCGUACCCUGAUAUCUGUACAAUAGACGCAGGCAGAGAGGGAAGACUCGUGGAUUAGGACAGAUAGUGACGUACAUACAAACACACCACCAUGAAUCGACUGUUUGGCCGUGGUAAGACUAAGGAACCACCACCAAAUAUGAAUGACUGCAUUGCCAAUGUGGACAGCCGUGCUGAAUCCAUAGAGAAAAAAAUUGCACGUCUAGAUGCAGAGCUUGUAAAAUAUAAGGACCAGAUGAAGAAGAUGCGAGAGGGUCCUGCUAAAAAUGCAGUGAAGCAGAAGGCCCUGAGAGUGUUGAAGCAGAAAAAGAUGUAUGAGUCACAAGCUGGCAACUUGCGCAACCAAAGUUUCAACAUGGAGCAGGCUAAUUAUGCAACCCAGACACUUAAAGACACAAAAACCACUGUCACUGCCAUGAAACUGGGAGCCAAGGAGAUGAAAAAAGAAUUUAAGAACAUAAACAUUGAUGAAAUUGAAGACAUCCAGGAUGAUAUGGCAGAUAUGCUGGAACAAGCUGAUGAAAUACAGGAAACUCUUGGGCGCAGUUAUGGAACACCUGAAAUUGAUGAGGAUGAUCUUGCAGCUGAGCUUGAUGCUCUUGGAGAUGAGGUAUUGCUGGAUGAAGACACCUCAUACUUGGAUGAUGCCAUUAAUGCUCCCAAUGCACCAGAGAAGGAGCCUGGUGCCGAGACCAUCAAGGAUGGUAUGCCUGUUGAUGAGUUUGGUUUGCCCCAGAUGACUACAUGAGUUGACAAGUGUCAUUGUGGAAGACAGUCAACUUGCUUCUGUAGACUUAGGCAAACACAUUCUCCUUUUAGUAUUUGUGCAGCAAACUCAGCAACAAAAGUUUGUGCCCUCAUACAUCUUGUUGAUUAAUGUAUGAAACUUUGCAAAAUGGUUGUGGGAUGCCUUAAAAUUGGUCAUAUUGACAAGUCUCAUGAAAUUGUCUGUCUGUGUAUAUGUGUGUGAUAUAUAUGUAUGUGUUUGUGUAUGCAAGACUGAAUUAUUAAUUAAUAUCACUAUAUGAUUCACGAUUAAGUUUUGGCAUCUCACAGUGUGGUCACAUGUCUCUUAUAAGGUAGUAAAACAGCAAAUAGUUUAGCAUUUGUUAUCAGCAUCGUCAGCCAACAUAAGUAUAUUAAAUACAUUAAACAUUCUUUCCUUAAUGUCAAAUAUUAGGGUAUUAAUCUGUAUUACAAUAUAUACAAAGAAUUCCUGAACUGAUUUGAAAAGCUACUCAAGUAUCUACAUUAUUUAUGAUGUGGGCUGCAUAAUUAUGCAAAAAAAAAAAAAAAAAACAGACUACCUUUGUUACUUUCUGCAUCAAAUUCUAGUUGAUUCCUUUUGUAAUAUUUUUAUCAAAAAUCUUAAAUUUGUUUAAUUUUCAUUCUGAAUACUUGAUAUAAAGAAAAAUAUCAUUGAUUCCUUCCAGCAUUCAGAAUUGCUACAUAUAGUUAUGCAAACAGGAAAAAGUAAUGUAAUUACACCUGUAUUUGUAUGUGUAAUAAAUAUGUUAUUUAUC